Ornithodoros turicata is the source of this 4737-nucleotide messenger RNA. RefSeq names its product sodium-dependent dopamine transporter-like. The record is from RefSeq and is a predicted model, not a curated record. The transcript is spliced from 13 exons. NCBI's taxonomy places the organism in Eukaryota, Metazoa, Arthropoda, Arachnida, Ixodida, Argasidae. Gene Ontology annotation, molecular function: dopamine:sodium symporter activity. Gene Ontology annotation, cellular component: presynaptic membrane; neuronal cell body membrane; plasma membrane. Bases 93 to 1973 code for a protein of 626 amino acids. Gene Ontology annotation, biological process: sodium ion transmembrane transport; dopamine uptake involved in synaptic transmission.
UGCUUUGGCUGUGGUGUUGGGCAGCGCGGUACUCCCGGUUCUCGAGUCACAGUAUGGAAGUUUGAGGUUCGUGCGAACAAACAGUGUCCACAAUGACGCAAGUGAAAGACGAAUGUUUGUCCGCGGACAAUCAGACGACUCCCACUACCGAGGAUGACGGGGACACUAACGUUACUGAGCCUCUUAGAUCGUCGUCUGCAGGUCUUCAGGAGACCAACUGUUACACGCCGAAGCCCGCCGAGCGUGAAGUAUGGGGCAAGAAGGCGGAUUUCUUGCUGUCUGUGAUAGGAUUUGCCGUUGAUCUAUCAAAUGUUUGGCGAUUUCCGUACCUCUGUUAUGCUUACGGUGGAGGGGCCUUCCUGGUACCAUAUCUGAUCAUGCUUGCCGUGGGUGGCAUUCCUCUGUUUUUCAUGGAACUUGCCUUGGGGCAGUACCACAGAAAGGGGGCCAUCACCUGCUGGGGAAAACUUGUUCCCCUACUCAAAGGUGUCGGUUACACCGUGGUGUUGAUAGCAUUUUACGUGGACUUCUACUACAACGUCAUCAUUGGCUGGGCACUAUACUACUUCGUCGCUUCCUUCUCCGCUGAACUGCCGUGGACGAACUGCAAUAACACGUGGAACACGGCUGACUGCGUCGAGAUGGCCGUCGGGGAGCGGCUGAGUGAUGCCACGAACGACACCCACAUCAGCAACGCCACCUUCCUGCUUGGCAAUCUUUCGGCACCGCAGCGCAAUUACACCACACCUGCUCAAGAAUAUUUCUCGCGCCACCUGCUGGAGCUGCAGUACAGUACUGGCAUCGACGAUCUAGGCAGCGUCAAGUGGGACACUGCUCUCUGCCUUCUCGCCGUCUAUAUCAUCUGUUACUUCAGCCUCUGGAAAGGAAUCUCAACUUCGGGAAAAGUGGUUUGGUUCACUGCCCUGUUCCCGUACUUCGUUCUGUUCAUCUUGCUCAUCCGAGGAACUACCUUACCCGGAGCUGCCCAGGGUAUCGCCUACUACCUCACACCUGACUUCAGCGUGCUCUCCAACCCGAGAGUAUGGAUGGAUGCUGCGACCCAAGUCUUUUUCUCCCUGGGUCCGGGCUUUGGUGUCCUCCUGGCGUUCUCUAGCUACAAUGAAUUUCACAACAAUGUUUACAGAGACGCCCUACUGACUAGUGCAGUCAACAGCGCGACCAGCUUUCUGGCAGGUUUCGUUAUCUUCAGCGUCCUGGGCUACAUGUCUCACCGCACCAACACACCGAUUGAAAAAGUAGCGACCGAAGGUCCCGGGUUGGUUUUCAUCGUGUAUCCGGAAGCGAUCGCUGCCAUGCCUGGUUCCACUUUCUGGGCCAUCAUUUUCUUCCUCAUGCUUCUGACUCUAGGACUCGACAGUUCGUUCGGUGGAUCUGAAGCUAUCAUCACUGGGAUCAGUGACGAGUACCCGAUCGUCAAGAGGAACCGUGAACUCUUUGUUGCUGGUCUCUUCACCCUCUACUUCCUCGUUGGUUUGGCCAGCUGCACCCAGGGCGGAGUGUAUGUCGUGACCCUGUUGGACCGCUAUGCAGCGAGCUACUCCAUCCUCAUCGCCGUAUUCUUUGAAGCGAUCGCCGUAUCCUGGAUUUACGGAAUACGCCGCUUCUCCGAGGACAUCAAGGAAAUGCUCGGUUUUCCCGUAGGCUGCUGGUGGAAGUUUUGCUGGGCAGGCGUUGCUCCCUUCUUUAUACUGAUAAUCAUCACGAGUGGCCUGGUGUACUACGAACGACUGAAGUACAACGACUACGAGUAUCCGUGGAGUGCAGACGCGGUGGGUAUCUGCAUCGCCGCUUCAUCUGUGCUUUGUAUACCAGUCGUCGCCAUCUGGAAACUCAUUAGGACUCCUGGGACCUUACCAGAGCGCUUACGGACCCUGACGACACCCUGGCGGGACACAGAGAAAGAUGUGAAGAAGGACAUCUCGCUGCCCAUCGCUGUGCCGACGCAAGUCUAGCCCAUUCGUAUGCUAUAAACUCGAUUGCAGUGUAUACUACUUCCACAAACCUCCCUUGUAUACAGCUUUUCUACGCUGUGUGCUGUACAAUGAUCUGAAUGUUCACAUGUGUGAGUUCGUUUGCAGUCGUGUUUCUCUCUAUGUGGAAGAAUAAUGCGUUACGGGUAAUGUUACUCGGUAGAGUUACAGUAGAGACAGCGCCAUCUAGAUUCAAGAAGGUCCGAGAGCAUACACGCAGUGUACAGAUCAUAUAGGAGACGCAGGUCCUACAUCUCCUAUAAUACCUAUAUUAUUCCUAUAAAACCUAUAACCCCUGUGGUACCUACACCACUUAUAGGUCCUAUAUCCAAUAACAUCAUAUGAGGAUCUACAUAUAGGAUUUUUCAGUAGGGAAGCGACGUGACGUAGUCAUUAGCAGUCCGCCAAUGACAGCCGCGCUUUCUGUAGUCAUGGAAACGACCCGCCGUCAGCCGAUGAGGGCAUUAGUCCACCAAUCACGAUACCCAGGUGGCAUUCUGUGCCACAGGGCAACUGUGUUUGAAAAUCGUCUGUGGCAGUUGGAUGAACAGCGACAUUAUAUGUUCUAGCAGAAAAGGAAGGAGCAGACCCCUUGAAUCUAGUUGGAGUUCAUAUAGAGUCCAGCAACGUAUACUAAGCUCUUAUUUGUACACAAAUAAUAGUUACGAUAUUGACGUGGUUCGUGAUGCUUUCGCUGUACACCACACGAAUGAUCUGAUACUCAUCUUAAGUGUUCCAGUUGCGCAUUGUCACCACUGUAUGAGCUGUCCCGCUGAAUGUGCCGAGUGACUGAAGAGUAGUGGUGUCAUACAUUCGCUCAAUUAUUUUCGGCAGCAAAUUUGCGUGGUUGAAAUGCAGCGUUGUCUUCAUGUAUUUGCCGUGUACAUUAUGUGACUGACACUUUACGCGGCCGGGGGGCUUUAUGUGCUAAAAUAUUUUGGAAUAUGCACGCACUUACGCGGUGCAAAUAGGCCGCCAACAACACGAGAACACAUGUGAGUGGCAAAGGUGUGUUCUCGGUCUAAUUUAUCAUCGAGGUGAGGUUGUCUUUUUGGGGGCAUUAGCAUUUAUGAGUCGUGAAUGGGAGUAUGGUGGAGAUAUAUAUGUAGUCCGAUUUAUUCUGUGCUUGGCGAAGGUGACUUGUACCCGUUCCUAUUAACCGCAGAUAACGAAAAAUGCGUCACAUUCAUGUAUUGUUUGAAGAUUCCAAGCGUGCGAGCAUAUUCCAGCACAAGUGCUUUGCAUGACGUCCCCGACCUCAUCGAUUUCAACUAUACUUUCACUUUACCAACUUGUGUGAGUGGUGUUUAUUGCUUGCACCACGUGAGAGACCGCGUUUAUGUCUUCAGGAAUCUCACCCAUUCCGUGUGUUCACACGAGCGACAUCCCCAUGGAAUAUUCCAGUGGAAGGAAAAGUCCAAACGGAAGCGGAAGUUCCGCCGCGUCUCAUGUUGACCAAUAUCGGGAGUGGGGUACACAUAGCAGACGACACCAUCGUCUGCUUCGGAGUAUUUUGUGGCUUGGUGGCAGGUUCUCAUGUGUUGUGUGUUUUGAAGUUUUGUGUGUCGUCUGUUGGAAUAUUCUGGAAGAAUGUCGCCUGUGUGCACACACGUUUCAUGUAAUAAGGCUCGGCUACUGCGUGUACUGGCUCGGCUACGGCGUUUGUACUGUAUGUCGAUAGUUUGUAAACGUAAACGUUUUCAGAUGAAUAUAUCAAGUUUUCAUUUUUGUGUAGCCUGGUACCAUAGCCCAGUAUCGAAACUGUACAUAUGUUAAUGUUAUUCGUGAUCGCGUUAUGUUAUUUUUUAGGUGAUCCCUCCAACGUGUAAAAUGCAUUUUGUCCGUGCCUUGGUGAUAUCGUCCUUUUUCGUGAUUUUUUUAAAAUGGGAGGAUUACACCGUUUCAGGGUGUCGCACAGAAAAUUUACGGGUUCGAUUCAAGUUGCGGUGAAUCACUGUUUUCAGGGUGCACUAGUGUAACAAGCGCCGCGUGCCAUUUCGAGGAAGUAGAUACCGAUAUCGUGUAAGGAUGCAUUGCUUUUCCGCGAUACACUCUACCGAGACAUCGCCCAUAUAUAUGUUAAGCGUGAGCCAGCUAGCGAUUAUCGUGCGUGACGCAAAACUGUGCAGAAUGGAAGCUGCACACACUGCCGGUGUGGCCACGUGGUUCCAGGUAUGGGAUAAUAUAUUUCUUGGGUGGUUUCUUUACCACGCUCUCUUGUAUUUCGCUACGAAGUACUCUGCUUUGUGUAUACUAUAAUAGAAAUGGUUUUCACGAAUAUAUAGCCGGUGUCCUGUUGUAAUUGCAUGCAACCCUGCAGUACAGGGUUUCACGUUUGUAACGUGGUGUAAUUUAUGCACGUUGUUUGUAAAUCAUACACUCACAUAAUUUUACACACGUCGGAAGAUCUAUGAAUUCAUUGACUACGUUUUAUUGUUAAGCCUAUUGCGAAUUUCUGAUUUCACGCUAUUUCAUGCCACGUUGGUCACCUUGUUGGCAGUUGCUCUGUUGAACGUUUCUUUGCGUGAUGAAUAUGUGGCAAUGUACUUUUGGUUCAGGAGAAUAAGCACAAAGUGUAAGUUCCUGCGAUCCCAUUGUUACCGUGUACAUAUCUUAUCACUUUGCUCUAAUCUGUAUUAUUUUGCAGAAAGAAUUCCUUGGUCGGACGUGGGUGUACAUGAGCAGAUAAACUGACUGCAUUUAUGCCCCCAAUAAAUGUAGACGAAAUAAGUAUGUGAACACCACA